AUGGAAAGCGACGGUGGAAAGGAGUCGGAGCCCGAGUUGAAGGGAGGUGGUGGAGGAGAGGGAGAGACGGAGGAGGGCUCUGCCCGGACCCACCUCGACCUGACGAGCUUCCAGCUCCAUGAUCUCGGAGGAGUUGAUAUCCCCGAAACACUGGUGGAGUUGGAUCUGACGGCAAACAGGCUCACCACGCUGGAUGUGCGAAUCAACCUCCUUUCUUGUCUCAACAAGCUGUCGCUACGGCAGAAUCUAUUUGAUGACGACGGCAUCGCCCCCAUUUCACAGUGGACGGCGAUUUCUGGAUUACAGGUAUUGUGACUGCAACGACACUAUGAUUUCCUGGAUGCCAAGGUGUGAAGUUGUUGUGAUGAGUGUCAGGAUAUUUGAAAAAAAAUAUUUGGUAUCUGAAAGUCCACGGGAAUUUUUUUCCUUAGCCAGUUAAUGCAAAUAGGAGGUCGUUUUUGAUAUUUUUCGUUUUUACUUAUUUGAUCAGCUUGUGAGUAUCAAGCGGGUGGAAUCGGUUGAGCCCUUCCAUUUUUCUUUCUUGUUAGACAGUUGAGAUUGGAAGUUUGGAAUUGACAUCGUAGUUUCUGUAGCGAGCGUUGCCUGAAGUUUGGUGUAUGGAAUACAUUUAGGAACAUGCUGACAUAAGGAUCUUGGGCCGUGGGAAUACAGAAUACCUUAUUCAUAUGUCUGAAGUGUCUAUCCAAGAUCUAUCUAUAGCAAAGAAAUGGAAACAUUGGGGACUGUAGGUAGGUUUUCCAGAAAAUCAUCAUCGGGCUGUUUUUUUUUUUCAGGUAAUGAAGUUUGACGAUCAAUAUGAAUACCAAGGGAACUUACUUUAUGAAAAGGGAUGGCGUUAUUAUUGGAGCGAAAAUCACGCUCUAGCUUUCAAACAAUGUCACAAGAUUAGGGUCCUAUCCAUUUUUUUAUGAUUAAAAACCUUUUCAGAUUUCCUCGAAAUUUUUUAUUUCAAAUUUCCCUGAAGAAGUGAGCAAAUGUGUGGCUAAUUCAGAUUGAGUGAAAUCCAAGUCUGUUGAGCCCUUGCUCAUUGAGUGCUUCUCCAAUAUCUCGCUGAUCCUUGUCCUAAUUACCAUACCAAUCGUAGAACCUGCUUUUCAUGGAAGAAAAAUAUAUUGUGUAUAGUUCUCGCUAUUUGUAGAGCUGGACUUCUCGAGCUUAUUUUUAAGGCUCCCAAUUGUUGGUUUUUCAAGCUCUCUCUCUCUCUCUCUCUCUCUCUCUCUCUCUCUCUCUCUCUGAAUCCUUACACGGAUUCACUGACUCUCACUCUAUUCUCUUCUUUAUUUUUCCAUCUUCUUUCAAUCCAUCGCUUCGUGUACAUCCUGGGCAAAGACCUAAAAGUGCGGUUUUCAGCAUAAUCCUGUUCCUCCGGGUGGUAGAAUGGGACUCGCAUAUGAUGUAUGUGUUUAUGGAUUUCCAAGGGACUAUAUCUUGCCGAUUGCUGAUUUAUGUAUUUAUUUUAUUACAAUGUUAAGAUUCUCUACAUACUUUAGCCAAUAGAGAUGGGAGCUCACCAAAUUUAGUCACAGGCCCUUGUAUUUUCUUGUCCAAAAUGACAUGUAAAUAAGAAAGCUCAUCUCUUGAAUACAUGGGCCUAUUUCUAUUUUUCUAUUUUUCUAUUUUUCUAUUUUUAUUUUAUUUUAUUUUCUUUUCUUUCUUGCAUAUGUGCUUAGCUGGGAAUGUUAUUGCCUGCAGGAGCUGGUAAUCAGGGACAAUAGGCUCAGAAGAAUACCUGAUGUCAGAAUUUACAAAAGCCUGGUGGUGUUUGACGUAUCUUUCAACGAAAUAACUUCCAUGAAUGGGUUGGCUGAUGUCUCGAAUUUGCUGGAAGAGUUGUAUGUCUCGAAGAACGAGGUUACCAAGAUGGAGGAACUCUCGCACUUUCAUCAUCUGAGGAUUCUGGAACUCGGUUCAAAUAGAUUGCGAGUCAGUUCUUUUUCUCUCUCUCUCCCUGCUUACUUUGAUUUUCCGUUGCUCAGAAGAAAGUCAAAUAAACUUCUGGCUCUAGAGUGGACCAGGCCUAGCUACCAUGUUCUAUACAUCACGGGAGAAAUUUGGUCUGUUAAUUUUCUCAGAGCAGGGUUGUUAAUCACCUUGAUUGAUUGGCGUUGAACUUACCUGGUCUUCUCAUGAAAAAUUUGACUAUGAUCCAAGCAUUCACUCUCAAUUGGACAUCAUUGCGAUCAUGCUUCCCAUUUCAUCCGAUCCUAUGUUUUCUCCACCAUGCUUAUUGGUUCAGAUUUCAGCUAUGAACACGAACACAAGGGUGUAAAUUGCGUUGACUUCAUCAUGACGUGGCAGUCGGGUUGCAAUCGCAGGUCAUGGAGAACCUGGAGAACUUGACAAACUUGGAGGAGCUGUGGCUUGGUCGAAACCGCAUCAAGGCAGUAAACCUCUGCGGGCUGAAGCGCAUCAGGAGAAUCAGCCUUCAGAGCAACCGCCUGACAUCCAUGGCGGGAUUUCAGGUUCAAAUCCAUGAACUAUCCACUCCCCAUUAGGAUCUUAAAGUUCCCAAUAUGGAAAGGGUUUGGACCCCCUGCGUCUUGCUCUCAGGACUGCGUCGCCCUGGAAGAACUGUACCUGAGCCAUAAUGGCAUCACCAGAAUGGAGGGCCUGUCCUCCUUGGAGAAUCUACGUGUCUUGGACAUCUCCAACAACAAACUCACCUUGGUCGAAGGCAUCAGCGAUCUGACGAGGUAAAAAAAAAAAUAAAUGAAAAAGAAAAAAAAACAACGCCUCUGAGAUUUCUUGAGGGUUUUGUCUGUGAUUGUUGAACAGGUUAGAGGAUCUUUGGCUCAAUGACAACCAGAUACCUUCCCUGGAGGGCUUAGAUGCUGCUGUCUCUGGGUCCAGAGAAAAGCUGACGACUUUAUAUCUCGAGAACAACCCAUGUGUACGAAUCUCUCUCCUUCCCUUCUCUUCCCCCCUCGUGCAACUUGCUUUCAUUUUAGGGUUCUUUCUUUCUUUUCCACUUAUAGGAAGAUCAUUUGUGGCUGGUUAUCUAACGAUUCAAAGGCUCGAUCUAUAUCUUACCUGCCUUACAUCGGAUAAUUUUGAUCUAACCCGCCGAUUCUUUUCCACCUUUGGGAUGGGCGUUGACUUACGGAGGGCUUUUUCCUCCAACUGAUGACUCGCGCAGGCUGGAUUGCCAGAUUAUUUGACGGCUCUCCGCGGAAUCUUCCCAAACAUUCAGCAGAUUGACGCCAACGUGUUUGAGUGA
Spirodela intermedia is the source of this 3238-nucleotide messenger RNA. The record is from the annotation of a GenBank genome assembly. Lineage: Eukaryota; Viridiplantae; Streptophyta; Magnoliopsida; Alismatales; Araceae.